CAGUUCCAGUUGUGUGAUUUUUACCUCAAAAUAUUCUACUAUACAUACCCCAAACAUGUUCCGCACUGCGCUUUCCCAAAGUUAUGAAAUUAUCAAGGAGCAAUCGUCUGAACCCGCAUUGAAGCAAACAUCUGAAACUCCUAUGUCAGUUGCGCGCCAAUCCGCUACCUGCAGAUGCCGUUGAAAGCCGCGCUAACUUGAUCAUUCCUGUACCCGUAGUGUUGAUGUGACUCUGUGUGUUAAACGUUUCGUCAAAAUGCAAUCCCCUGUAAAUGAUUCUGCUCCAUCGUCGCCGGUCGACGAGAAUGUGUUGAUCGAAAAGACGGCUUUCAAAGAAGAGCUGAGCCGUAAACGACAGCUGCAGCUGGAGGCACUGGAAAAAAAGCUAGCGGGUUUUGCAAAAUUCAGCCAAGAACAUUCCAAAAAAAAGGCACAGCCAACUAAUGGUAAAAGAAAGCUGAAAAGCAUUGAAAAUUUGCGUAAAGAUGACUAUGACAACAAUAACAACGAGGAUAUGAUCGAGUUCACGGAAACGCCGUCCUACAUGAACGCCGUAAUGCGCGAUUACCAAAUUGCAGGGCUUAACUGGCUAAUUUCGCUCUACAACAAUAAUCUGAACGGCAUACUGGCGGACGAGAUGGGGCUGGGAAAAACGAUUCAGUCCAUUUCGAUGAUUGGGUAUCUGCUUAACGUACGUAAGCUGAAAGGACCGUUCCUGGUGGUAGUCCCGCUUUCGACGCUGCCCAACUGGUUGAAUGAGUUCAACAAGUUCCUGCCGGGGGCUAAAGUGCUUCGCGCACACAUGGUCGGUCCGCAGAAGACGGAAAUUUUUAGGAAAUUGCGCGCGUCGAAACCGACUUGGAAUGUUGCCAUCACAUCGUACGAGUUCAUGGCAAAUAACCCCGGGAGCUUCACAUCGACUAACUUCCAUUACGCCAUUAUUGACGAGGGCCACCGGGCGAAGAACGAAAACACGAUAUUUGCCGGCGUGCUGCGACGCUGCAAGAUCCAGAGCAUGGUGAUGCUGACCGGUACGCCGGUGCACAACAAUCUGCACGAGCUGUGGGCACUGCUGAACCUGCUGAUGCCACUGUUCUUUAACAGUGCGGACAAUUUCGACUCCUGGUUUAAGGUAGAGGACUGUGUCGAUCCGAAGCACGAGCAGACGAUUCGGUUGAAGAAGCUGCUGAAACCGUUGCUACUGCGACGCACCAAGAAGGAGGUGACCAGCGAUAUCCCGCCCAAGGUGCACAUUGACAUCUACGUGCCCCCGACCGAGCAAAUGUGCUUGUGGACACACAAAGUGUUGCAUCGCGAGGUGAAGCUGAUAAUGGGUUCCGGGGAGACGAAGGAAAUGAGGAUCGUUAGUCGACUGCCACACAUGCGCAAAGUUAUUCAACAUCCAUACUUAAUUCCGGGGGCAGAAAAUCUGAAUACGAACCUGGUUACCGACGAAAUUGUGCAGUUCAGUUCGAAAAUGAUAGUUCUUGAUAAGCUGCUGGCAAGGCUGCGAGCGCGUGGCUCGCAGGUUCUAAUAUUUAGCCAGUUUGUUACGGUGCUGUACCUGCUGAUGGACUAUCUGGAUUGGCGCGAGUACGAGUACUGUAUGCUGGAAGGCCACACCGACAUCGCUGAGCGGCAGGAACAGAUGAACGAGUUCAAUCGGCCCGAUUCGACCAAGUUUGUCUUUCUGCUGUCGACCCGUGCCGGUGGUCUCGGCAUCAACCUACCGGCGGCCGACACCGUCAUCUUCUACGACAUGGACUUCAAUCCCCAGAUGGACUUCCAGGCGGAGGAUCGAGCGCAUCGUAUCGGGCAGCAGCGAAAGGUGCACGUGUUUCGAUUGCUAGUGCGCGGCAGCAUCGAUGAGCUGCUUUACCUACAUUCCGAGCGCAAACGGCAGCUGGACGAGGCGGUCAUCCGGACGGAGACCAAACCGUCCAAGAAGUUGCUGAUGUCGGCUUACGAGUAUCAGCGCACUUCCCUCAUGGCUGACGGGCUGAUCGAUGAAGCGGCCGUAGACACGAAGCUAGACGAGCUGUUCCACAAGAUGGGCAGCCUGACUCGUGUUACAGCUUCGACCGAUUCGGGUAUUAUGGAAGAUUGCCAGAUAAUCGUGCCCGGAGUGAGCUGCGAUCUAAAAUUCGAUACAGUGCUGUCCACAGCCCAGAUGAUCGAGAAGCGUAAGGCGGAGGAAGCAAUCGUUCCAGUACCGGCGAAGCGUUUACGGCGCAGCGUGCAAGGCAAUUAUUACUAGGCGAGGAGGCUACAACGAUAUCUGUUUGUUUUGAUUUGAAGGACCUUUUCAUUCGAGCAGAAGCAAAUUUUUCGCUAGAACGCGGUCUUACCUCAGUGUUUUGUUUAAGUUACCUGAACUUCAGUAUUUUGUGACUUGAUGUAAUAUUACUCUUGGCUUAUCUUAGCUUAGCUUAGCUUGAUGUAAUAUUGUAUCUUACUUUAUUCCAUUGCAUGUCCAUAGGACGAAUAAAUACUCAUUUGCAUUUAACGAUAAAAUAA
This is a messenger RNA of Anopheles arabiensis, 2517 nucleotides long. RefSeq names its product SWI/SNF-related matrix-associated actin-dependent regulator of chromatin subfamily A member 5-like. Lineage: Eukaryota; Metazoa; Arthropoda; Insecta; Diptera; Culicidae. The coding region runs from base 257 to 2257 and encodes 666 amino acids. The transcript has 3 exons. Gene Ontology annotation, molecular function: ATP-dependent chromatin remodeler activity; DNA binding; ATP binding. Gene Ontology annotation, biological process: positive regulation of transcription by RNA polymerase II. Gene Ontology annotation, cellular component: nucleus. The record is from RefSeq and is a predicted model, not a curated record.